AUGGAUAAGCAACGGGUCUGGAUACUGGACAUGUCGGCCCAUAUCUUGUUCUUGGUCGUGCCCAAUAUUUUGGUGGUGCACAGUCCCUUGGCGUGCCACCCACUCUCCGACGCCGGCAUAUUCUGCGUCCAUCAUUUAAGCAUUCCCGUCACAGCCUCCGUCGCGCUCACAUUGUCCAACCAUUUUUCCGACAGUGCCAACGAGUUCUCCAGAGACCAACCUGCUCUGACGGUAUCUCCGACAACACCUAAUCGAUCCUCCGAUGUGCUACGUGCCUUCUCCGAGUCCAUCUCAGGUGAUGACCCCUCUGCCUACCCCAACGAGUUCCCCAUAAGCGGAGGUUCUGGCUACGGCCACUUCGUCGGCCGGUGUUCCUUCGAGUUAUGCAACACCGUCAGGGUCGCCGGAUGA
Molecule: messenger RNA, 411 nt
Organism: Striga asiatica
Lineage: Eukaryota; Viridiplantae; Streptophyta; Magnoliopsida; Lamiales; Orobanchaceae
Source: the annotation of a GenBank genome assembly